AUGUCUGGGACGAAACGCGCCCGCGAUAGCAAUAAAAGUGGUACCCAGAAGAAACUGAAAUUGAAUAGCAGUCUGCCACCCAGUCAAUAUCAAACCGACAUAGAGCAAGAGGAAGAUCAGACUGAGGAUCAUGGUUUUCAAGAUUCAUAUGCAGACAAUAGCAAAGACUUGAUCUCCAAAUGGCAACAUGGAUCAAACGGACUGGCAGCCAAAACCAGAAUCGAUGAUCAUCCAUCAAAAGUGGUUUCAAAGCAUGCCCAUGUCAAGCAAAAGUCGCUUACUCGAGAACGAAAGUCAGCAAAACCAAACUCACAACUGAUCAGUAGGACAAAGAAGCUAUGGGAACGAUUGCGCCUUAAAUCACAUGUUCCCCGUGAAGAACGGGAGAAACUGGUGACAGAGCUUUAUGCCAUUAUCACUGGCCGAGUGAGAGAUUUUGUUUUCAAGCAUGAUGCAGUGAGAGUUAUCCAAACUGCGUUGAAGUACGGUACUGCCGAGCAACGCAAAAAAAUUGCCCUGGAAUUAAAGGGGUGUUAUCGAGACUUAGCAGAAAGCAAAUACGGCAAAUUCCUACUGGCGAAGCUUGUCGUCCAUGGAAACUCGGAAAUUCGGGAUAUGAUUAUACCCGAGUUUUAUGGCCACGUCAGAAUGUUGAUAAGGCACCCGGAGGCAUCUUGGAUCUUGGACGAUAUAUACCGCAUAGCAGUGACAUCCAGCCAAAAAAGUAUGCUACUGCGCGAGUGGUAUAGCCCGGAAUUCGCCAUAUUCGACUCCUCUCAUCCUACCCCUACAACUUCUCAACUAUCAGAAAUAUUGGUCGAAAUGCCUGAAAAACGAGGACCGAUUAUGAAUCAUCUACUAGAGCUCAUCAACCUACUCGUUCAGAAAAAAACAAUUGGUUUUACGAUGCUCCAUGAUGCUAUGCUCCAAUACUUUCUAAAUACGAAACCUGGGAGCACAGACGCCGCUGAUUUUAUGGAACUACUGAAAGGAGAUGAAGAUGGAGAUCUGGUGAAAAAUCUAGCGUUUACGAAAUCAGGUUCGAGGCUGAUGUGCCUCGCCUUCGCCCACUCGAAUGCGAAAGAGAGAAAAUCAUUGCUAAGAGUAUACCGCGACAUGAUUCCGAUGAUGGCGGAAGAUAUACACGCGAGAACCAUUCUGCUCGCUGCUUACGAGGUAAUCGACGAUACGAAACUCACAGCUAAAUUGAUUUUUCCCCGAUUGCUUUGUGAACAUCUCCCCGAAACUCAACGUCAUAACAAUUUAGUUGAGCGAGUGAAUCAUAUUUCGAGCAGAGUUCCAUUACUUUAUCUUUUUGGGGGCGAAACUCUAUCAUGGCUGCUCAAUAGCGUCGACCGCGAAAUUCUGUCGGAAGUCCGUCAGGCUAGAUCAGAGACAUCUAAGAAAGAUCCAGUGGUCCGUCGGAAUGAAUUGAUCAAGGCUGCAUCGCCCAUCAUGCUCCAAUUUAUUAGUUCGGCUGCAGAGGCUCUCAUGGAAACUGAUUUCGGCUGUCGCUGUAUUACAGAAGUCCUCUUCAAUGCUACUGGCGAAAAAGGGCCCGCACUAGCUGCUGUUGCUGCCACAGUAACGGCCAAGCCAGAAAGGAUGGAGGCACCAUUUGUUGGGAGGAUGCUAAAGCACCUAGUUCAAGGUGGUCGAUAUAAUCCCAAUCGGCGGACUGUGGAAAAGCUACAGACUCCCCUGGGUUUUGAUGUUUUGUUAUAUGAGUGCAUCAAGCAUGAUAUACUGUCAUGGUUGGUGGGUCCAAAUCCGUUUGUUUUAGUUGCGAUGGCAGAAAACUGUGCUUUCGGUAAGAGGGAUGAGUUGUUGAAAACAUUGAAAGAGCACAAGCAGACUUUGCAUGACCUAGAGUCCAAAACAGAUGGUUUGUCAGAAAAGGCGAAAGUCGAGGUUCAAGGUGCAAAUGGUGCAGCAGCUAAGCUUUUAUUGCAUGUGAUUGAUCAAAAGAGUUAG
Molecule: messenger RNA, 1974 nt
Organism: Uncinocarpus reesii 1704
Lineage: Eukaryota; Fungi; Ascomycota; Eurotiomycetes; Onygenales; Onygenaceae
Exons: 2
Coding region: 1-1974 (657 amino acids)
Biological process (GO): regulation of translation
Cellular component (GO): nucleolus
Molecular function (GO): mRNA binding
Source: RefSeq, a predicted model, not a curated record